AAUGACGUCAAAACGAGCGCCAACGCUGCCCGAGUAGGAACCCGCGCAUGCGCUCUGCCCUGGCAGCCAGCCUGUGCGGAGACCAGAGCGUGGGGCCGCAGCGAGGCUGUGGUCCCGCCCGCUGCGGCCGGGUUUCUAGCCUGCCUGACACGCCCUUGACCUAAGGAUCAUGAACCGCAGCCGCCAGGUGACGUGCGUGGCCUGGGUCCGCUGCGGCGUGGCCAAAGAGACACCAGACAAGGUAGAGCUGAGUAAAGAAGAAGUAAAACGUCUCAUUGCUGAGGCAAAGGAGAAAUUGCAAGAAGAAGGUGGUGGCAGUGAUGAAGAGGAGACAGGCAGUCCUUCAGAAGAUGGCAUGCAGAGUGCACGCACCCAGGCACGCCCAAGAGAGCCCCUGGAGGAUGGUGACCCAGAGGAUGACAGGACGCUCGAUGAGGAUGAGCUGGCUGAGUACGACUUAGAUAAAUAUGAUGAGGAAGAUGACCCAGAUGCUGAGACUCUUGGUGAAUCUCUCUUGGGUCUUACGGUCUACGGGAGUAAUGAUCAAGAUCCUUACGUUACUCUGAAAGAUACAGAACAAUAUGAACGUGAAGAUUUCUUGAUUAAGCCCAGUGAUAAUCUCAUAGUUUGUGGCCGAGCUGAACAGGACCAGUGCAAUUUAGAGGUGCAUGUUUAUAAUCAAGAAGAAGACUCUUUUUAUGUACACCAUGAUAUACUCUUGUCUGCAUAUCCUCUGAGUGUGGAAUGGCUGAAUUUUGAUCCUAGCCCAGAUGAUUCUACCGGAAAUUACAUUGCUGUAGGAAACAUGACCCCUGUUAUUGAAGUGUGGGACCUUGAUAUAGUGGACUCUUUAGAGCCAGUCUUCACACUCGGAAGUAAACUUUCAAAAAAGAAGAAAAAGAAAGGAAAGAAGAGUUCCUCAGCAGAAGGGCAUACCGAUGCUGUCCUUGACCUUUCAUGGAAUAAGCUAAUCAGAAAUGUUUUAGCAAGUGCAUCAGCGGACAACACUGUAAUUCUGUGGGAUAUGUCCUUGGGGAAACCAGCAGCUAGCCUCGCUGUACACACAGACAAGGUCCAGACGCUGCAGUUUCAUCCAUUUGAAGCACAGACUCUGAUUUCUGGCUCAUAUGAUAAGUCAGUGGCUUUGUAUGACUGCCGAAGUCCAGAUGAAAGCCAUCGAAUGUGGCGAUUCAGUGGGCAGAUAGAGAGAGUGACUUGGAAUCACUUUUCACCUUGUCAUUUUUUGGCCAGUACAGAUGACGGCUUUGUGUAUAAUUUGGAUGCACGUUCAGAUAAGCCAAUUUUUACACUUAAUGCACACAAUGAUGAAAUCUCUGGUCUUGAUCUUAGCAGUCAAAUCAAGGGCUGUCUCGUGACUGCUUCAGCUGACAAAUACGUGAAGAUCUGGGACAUCUUAGGAGAUAGGCCAAGUCUAGUUCAUUCUAGGGACAUGAAAAUGGGAGUUCUCUUCUGUUCUUCAUGUUGCCCUGAUUUGCCAUUUAUUUAUGCCUUUGGAGGUCAAAAAGAAGGGCUUCGGGUCUGGGAUAUAAGCACAGUCUCUUCAGUAAAUGAAGCAUUUGGAAGACGAGAGAGGCUUGUUCUCGGGAGUGCAAGAAAUUCAUCUAUUAGUGGCCCUUUUGGCAGCAGGAGCUCAGACACACCCAUGGAGUCUUAAUGAAGAUCAUCUAAUUUCCUCUUUACCUUAACUGGAAAUUUUGAAAAGUUGGCCUAAAAAUGUUCCAUGUGUGGCAGCAACCAUGCAUAGUGACUGAGACACAAUUCAUUUCUGACUGCCUGACAUUCCUUUCUGCAACUGUGGUGGCACCACAAACAGAGCCAGUCUUUGUGCUUGCUCUUCAAAUGGAUGGUUUGUAAGGCUCUUGUUGCAUUUCUUAAAAAAGAGUAAUAAAAAGGAUUUUUAAAAAGUAA
Messenger RNA from Mandrillus leucophaeus (drill), 1929 nucleotides. RefSeq names its product PWP1 homolog (S. cerevisiae) (gene PWP1). Bases 170 to 1675 code for a protein of 501 amino acids. Gene Ontology annotation, biological process: rRNA processing. The transcript is spliced from 15 exons. Lineage: Eukaryota; Metazoa; Chordata; Mammalia; Primates; Cercopithecidae. Gene Ontology annotation, cellular component: nucleus. Gene Ontology annotation, molecular function: protein binding. The record is from RefSeq and is a predicted model, not a curated record.